UACAUAAAGCUUAAUGAUGUCUACUACGUAUCUUCAUUUCUAUGUGCAAACUAUAGUGGCUGACAAAUACACCAAUGUAACAGCAAUAGUUUACUGUUCAUUAUAAUAUGUAAUAAUCUUUAAACUUCAUAUAGGUGUGAAAUGUGCUAAAGCAAUCAGGUAUAGACUAGACUAUGGCCAGUUGUACAGGAAAUAUCAUAAUUGCGAUCAAGUUGUAACUCACAGCGGAGAGACUUGAACCAAAAUCGCUGUCAAGGAUGUCGGUGUUUCCAAAGCUUUUGGCACCCAUUCUUCGAGGACGUCUUCGAAUCCGAGGUGUGUUAUGUUUGUGGCAGAGUAAUUAUAAAAGAUUGAAAUCAACGAAUAUUCAGAAUGUUUCUCAGUAUAUAAAAAAGGGAAUUAAUGGGGAAUCUUUAGAAAAUACACAUCAGAGAAAUUCUCACACAAAAGAAAAAUAUGAGUUCUUGGGUUCUGAUAUGGAAUACUGUGACGAACUUGAUUUUAUUGUCCCCGAGGAGAAAUGUCUUAUACCAGUGUACAGAGUAUUAAAUAGAAGAGGAGAAGUCGUUAUGAAAAAUCAAGAUCCAAAACUGAGCCCCGAGAUGUACCUUAAAAUGUACAAAGACAUGGUGCUUAUUCAUUCUAUAGACACUGUCUUAACCAAAGCUCAAACUAGUGGUGUGGUGUCUUUCUAUUUAACGAACCAUGGAGAAGAAGCAACUCAAAUUGGCUCAGCUGCAGCUCUUGAUGCUGAAGACCUAAUUUAUGCCCAGUAUAGAGAAGCGGGAGUUCUUUUGUGGAGGGGUUUCGCGGUGGAAAAUUUUGUGAAUCAGUGUUUAUGUAACAAUCGUGAUCUGAAUAAGGGAAGACAAAUGCCGGUUCAUUAUGGGUCAAAAGAUCUAAAUUUUGUGACUAUAUCUUCUAACCUGGGAACCCAGCUUCCCCAGGCUGCAGGAAGCGCUUAUGUUUAUAAAUUAGCCAAAAGGGGCAAUUGUGUUAUUUGCUAUUUCGGAGAAGGUACUGCCUCGGAGGGUGAUGCCCACCCAGCUUUUAAUUUUGCAGCUGUUUUGAAUUGUCCCGUCAUCUUCUUCUGUAGAAAUAAUGGAUAUGCUAUCUCUACGUCUUUGAAGGAACAGUAUUCUGGUGAUGGCGUCGCAGCACGUGGAGCUGGAUAUGGAAUGAUUUCAAUCCGCAUUGACGGAAAUGACGUGUUAGCCGUCUACAACGCCGUGAAAGCUGCACGCGAGAUCUGUUUAUCUCAGAAUCGGCCUGUUUUAAUUGAGGCUAUGACUUACAGAGUGGGUAACCACACAACGUUAGUGGAUGGACAGAGCUACAGGACCGAGGAGGAAGUUGAGGACUGGAAGGUGAACCACAGCCCGAUCGAAAGAUUCAGCAAAUACAUUACCAACCUGGGUUUAUGGGAUGACAAAAGAGAUUUGGAGUGGAAGACAGAAUCAAUCGACAUGGUUAAACGGAUCUUAGAAGCAUCACAGGAACAUAAACUGCCCAGUCCAGAAGCCAUGUUUACGGACGUUUAUGACGUUGUGCCCAAACAUUUAGAGAAACAAUUUAAUGACAUGAAAAGACAUCUGCAAACCUACCCUGAUGUGUAUCCGUUGGAAAAACACGAUAUAUAGAUGAAUUAAUAGAUACAAUUAAAGUAACUUUGGACAAAAAUUAGUGGAUGCAGCGUGACUUUCGUAAGGUAAAAGAUUACAUGCUAAUAUUGCUGACCGAGUCGAAUUUACAUUUACAAAUUUCCAACUAUUAUUUAUAACUCUCGUUCUGACAUUUUGAUGCAAUUGAUGAUUGAUUAAGUCUAUAUUUUUGUCUUAUGGGCGCCCCGUGGAUGUUUUUCGGAGAAUCGAGUAUUUUUCUAAUAAGAUUUAGUAUCUCUACUUUCAAUAUAUACUACAUUAACCUUACUUUUAUUUUAAGAUAUUUGUCUAUUAUUACCAAUUAAUACCUGAUCUUAUAUAUUAAAGAUAUUACUGUAGGUGAUGUAUUUAGUCUCAUACGAUGUAUCGCAUCAGUGCACCUUUCUAUUGUUAUUUCACCAUCACACCCUAAAUAAUCCUCGGAUUUAGAUUUUCGUUUCGUUUACAUAUUUCUUUGUUGGUGUUUUUUUUCUUCAGAUUUUAUAAUAGUUACUUUUAAAUUUUAUUUUGUU
Messenger RNA from Patella vulgata (common limpet), 2173 nucleotides. Its product is annotated as 2-oxoisovalerate dehydrogenase subunit alpha, mitochondrial-like. The coding region runs from base 258 to 1640 and encodes 460 amino acids. Gene Ontology annotation, molecular function: oxidoreductase activity, acting on the aldehyde or oxo group of donors, disulfide as acceptor. The record is from RefSeq and is a predicted model, not a curated record. The transcript has a single exon. NCBI's taxonomy places the organism in Eukaryota, Metazoa, Mollusca, Gastropoda, Patellidae. Gene Ontology annotation, biological process: branched-chain amino acid catabolic process.